ACUUUUGAAAAAUAAAAGUUUGUUUACACUGUUAGCCGACAGCCGUACAUUAUUUGAUAUUUUUAUGGAAAUCCAUUAAUCUCGGAUCUCAUCUAAUACUGACGUAAAAUUUUCUCGGUUUUGGUUUUGAAACCGUGAACAAUAUAAAGACUGAAUAUUUUUCAAUUAAUUUUACAUUUUUACAAUUAUAUGAUGAUCGAACAAUUUUGACCGAUGAAUAUAAUAUUACUCUAUAAUUAUUGACUAACUGAAUGAGUGUAUUAUAUUCUCGUGAUUCAGUGAAUUAAAUCCACCACCAUGUCUGAGAAAAAAGCCAAAAACAAUGCGGAUUGGAAGAAACGUGUAAAAGCCGAAUAUUUUCGAUUACUGCAGGCCAAAAAAACGAAGAAAGACGAUGAUAAUGUAUUGGCAUGCAUCAAUAAUCAAAAGAAGCUUUAUGAAAAAAAAGCGGAAGAACUUAAACGAUUGUUGUCGAGAAAAGCAGUUUGGGAAUGUCGACCAUUUAUAGAAACAGCAUCAAGAUCUAAACGGUCAGAAGUAUCUAAAGUUGAUGGUAUUGGUGAAGAAACUAUGAGCGUUCCAAUUAAAAUAAUUAAUGCUGUAGCACCUAUACCUACUAUGUACAUCUGGGCACCAAUUCAGCAAAAUUUUAUGGUGGAUGAUGAAACUGUACUACAUAAUAUCCCAUACAUGGGAGACGAGGUACUUGAUCAAGAUGGUUCUUUUAUUGAAGAACUAUUAAAAAAUUAUGAUAAUAAAGUACAUGAUGAUGAUGCUGCAAAUUUUUUAGAUGAUCAGGUGUUUGUUGACUUAGUUCAUGCGCUCAUACCAUUUCAGCAAGAAGAAGAUAAAGAACAACAAAGUUUAUUGACACCAAAAAUGGUGAUAAAAAACAGUAAAGACGAUAGACCGUUUCCAAGUAUGGCUAUAUUUGAAGCCAUGUCAGCUGCAUUCCCUGAUAAAGGUUCUCCUGAAGAGUUCAAAGAAAAGUAUAUUGAAUUAACAUCUUGUGUGGACCCUAAUGCACAGCCAUCUCAAUGCACUCCAAACAUUGACGGACCAAAGGCUGAAUCUGUUCCUAAAGAGCAAACUAUACAUUCAUUUUUAAAUUUGUUUUGUAGAAGAUGUUACAAAUAUGAUUGCUUCUUGCACAAACUUAAAGAGCAUGAUUCAGGUACUAAUUUGCCAAUCGGCCUAAAAGGACCUUUAUUAAAACCAUUUUCGUCUCACUGUAGUCAAGAUUGUUAUAUGUUACUAGAUGGAAUGAAAGAAAAAUUAGCUGCUAUUGCAGAAAUCAAAGCUGAAAAGCAAAAACAAGCUGAUAGAGAUGAAGAAACUAAUAGAUCUGGGUCUACUACAAUUUCUAGUAAUACGAAAGAGUUGUCACCUCAGAAUGAAAAUAAUGAGAAACCUGUAGGUUCAGUUAAGUUGUCAAAAAAAGAUAGCUCUGAUUGGGGUAAUGAUGCUAGUUCUGAAGAUAGCAGAGAUAGCAGUAAAGAUGGUGAAUUAGACAUGGAAGAUCCAUUAUCAACAAAAACAUCUUUCUCUUUACUUCCACGCAUGAGUACAGAAGAUAAACAAGUGUGGACUGGAUCAGACCAAUCAAUUUUUCGUGCACUUCGUCGUACAUUCCUGAAUAAUUAUUGUGUCAUUGCUCAGAUGAUGUUAACAAAAAGUUGUCAGCAGGUUUAUGAGUUUGCACAAAAUGAAAAUGAUGAAGUUACUGUUGAAGAAGCUAUUAGUGAAUUAACUCCGCCUAGAAAAAAAAAGAAAAAGCUACGUUUAUGGCAAACCCAUUGUCGAAAAGUACAGCUAAAGAGAGAUUCUGCAUCAAAUCAUUUGUACAACUAUACACCAUGUUCUCAUCCACCAAAUCAAGGAUGUGAUGCAACUUGUCCAUGUGUAAUGGCACAGAAUUUCUGUGAAAAAUUCUGCAAGUGUAGUUCAGAUUGUCAAAAUCGUUUUCCGGGUUGUCGUUGUCGUGCUCAAUGCAAUACAAAACAAUGUCCUUGUUAUUUAGCUGUUCGUGAAUGUGAUCCAGAUUUAUGUUUAACUUGUGGUGCUGAUCAGUUUAAUUUAGAAAAUAUAACAUGUAAAAAUGUCAGUGUUCAAAGAGGCCUCCGUAAACACUUAUUAAUGGCACCUUCAGAUGUUGCUGGUUGGGGUAUAUUUUUGAAGGAUUCUGCACAAAAAAAUGAAUUUAUAUCUGAGUAUUGUGGAGAAAUUAUUACUCAAGAUGAAGCUGACAGACGUGGAAAAGUUUAUGAUAAAUACAUGUGUAGCUUUUUAUUUAAUUUAAAUCAUGAUUUUGUUGUUGAUGCUACACGAAAAGGCAAUAAAAUAAGGUUUGCCAAUCAUUCAAUUAAUCCAAAUUGUUAUGCUAAAGUAAUGAUGGUAAAUGGUGAUCAUCGAAUUGGUAUAUUUGCCAAACGUCCUAUACAACCUGGCGAAGAAUUAUUUUUUGACUACAGAUAUGGACCAACUGAGCAACUUAAAUUUGUUGGAAUUGAAAGAGAAAUGGAAUUUUUACCUUAAGUUUUCUAAACGAAAUAGAUUUUCAUUGAUUUUACCAGUAAAAAAUCUCAAGGCAUGUAUGUUAUAAAAUAUACAAACUAUUUACAGUAUUUAGUAAUAAGGAUUACUUAUAAAUUGAAAUACAUACAAAUUAUUAAAAGUAUGCUACUAUAAUUUAAUUAUACUGUAUUUAGUAAAUAUAGACAAAUAAUUAAAAUAUAUUCAUGCUUAUAUUAAAAUAACAUAUAAUUUUAAAUAGCUUGCUAUAUUUUAUAACAAUUUUGUUUAAUAAAAUCUUUAUUUAUGUAUUUAUUAGUUAAUUAUACAAAUAAUUAAAACUUUGCACCAAUAAGUAUUUUAACUAUUUUAUUUUUUAAAUUAAUUUCACUGUAGUUACUCAAGUCUCUUGCUGUUAAAUAGUUUUAGAUUAUACUGUAAUAGUAUAAUGUAAGUGUAAAUUGUAUAAUUGUUUUAGUAUAGUAGUAACAUAAAAAAAAAUUUAUCUUCAUUGACAAUUUUAAAUUGAUUAUUGUACAAACCAGAAUUUAAAUACAUAAUAUUACUUAUUUAAUACUAAUAAGUUAACUUCUUUUUUGCAGUAAGUUGGUUAUAACAUCUUUUAGAUGUACUCAAUUUUGUAAAUUAUAUAUCUUAUACAAUAAGUCAUUACUCAAACUAUGUAAACAAUGUUUUAUUACAAUGUGAUAUUUUAUUUUAUCACAAUGAGCAUUGUUGCCAUGACUUUAUUUUACGUUUUUAAAUUCAUGGUUUUAAUAUUUUAAUAAGUUAAAAUAAAAUUGUGCUUAAAAUAACUUAAAAGUUAGUCAUUAAUCAACAUUACCAUCUAUUAAAUAAAAUAUUCAAACAUUAGUCUAUGAAACUCAUUCUAAUAUCCUACCAGACACAAGAUGUAAUUCAAUGAUUAAAGAGUAUUCAUCACUAAUAAUACUAGUUAAAAAUAUUAACUCCAUUAACUGUAUACUAUAAUCUAUUUUAAAUUUUGAAUAUAGUAAGUAAACAGUGGUGUAUUUUAUUGGUUGUGGGUGAGCUAGAUAUUCAUAUUUAUAUCAUAAAAAUAUUAAUUUAUAAUAAUAAUAUAAUUGUAUUUUUAAUUGUGUCUUUAUAAAAAUAUAUAAUUACUUGAUUAAUCCUAAAUAUGUCACUGAAAGAAACUAUUGACAAUCUAGUCCCUUUAACAGUUUAUUUAUGUUGAAUAUUAAAACUUGACACAUAUUAUGUUUAACAUUUUGUUCAUUAAAUAUAUAAAAAUUAAUUAAAUAGAAGCAGUAGUAGUUGAAGUUUAUUGUUAUAAAUGUAUGUUCAUUCAUUAUUUUGUUGUAAUGUAUAGAAAAACCUAAUCUAUGAAUUGUAUUAAGUCGAGUUUUUUUUUUACGUUUUAAUUGUCUGAAAUUAUACAUUUUUUUUUCAUAUUUAUUAUCUUUUCUUUUCUAUAAAGUGUAAAAUUAAUUUAACAUUUUAUAGUAAACUAAGUUUUCUGUUUUAAAAAUUAAAUGUGGAUACAAAUUGUAAUAGAAAAUUUUAUUUAAAAAGUAUUAAACAAAUAUACAUAAAAGCUUUAUUAUCAGUAUAAUUGAAAUUCACAUUUUUGUGCAUUCUAAAAACACAGGGUAUAAUAUUAUUUUACUGACGUAUAUAUAUUAGAGAGGGGAAGGGAUUUUAAUAUAUGAAAAUACUUUUUAGAAAUUUAAAACUAAAAAAUUAAUAUAGUGUGAUAAAUUAUGGUAAUUAUGCGUUAUAUUCAACUGUAAAUAGUACUAUAUAUGUAGACCAAUUUAUGAUAAAAACUUUAUCACAAACUAAUGAUGGCUAAGUUAUAGUUUUAACAUUACUAGAAAUAUAUUGUAUUUCAAUUAUUAAAAGAAAAAAAUGUAUUCAUAAGAUUGACUUUUGUAAUAAAUUUAUGUAUUUAAUAUUGUUUGUACUUCAAUUCUGAAUAAUACGUAAAAUUUUAUUUUGAA
This is a messenger RNA of Aphis gossypii (cotton aphid), 4493 nucleotides long. It is a transcript of the gene E(z), whose product is annotated as histone-lysine N-methyltransferase E(z). The record is from RefSeq and is a predicted model, not a curated record. NCBI's taxonomy places the organism in Eukaryota, Metazoa, Arthropoda, Insecta, Hemiptera, Aphididae. Gene Ontology annotation, biological process: chromatin remodeling. Bases 298 to 2535 code for a protein of 745 amino acids. Gene Ontology annotation, molecular function: protein binding; histone H3K27 methyltransferase activity. The transcript is spliced from 13 exons.